AUCUACAUGUCUGUGGUCUUUGAGAACAUGAGCAUGAGAAUAUUUGUACUGAACGUACGUGUGUAGCAUUCGACAGGUAAAUAAACGCGUGUGUUGUAUUUAUAAUAUUGAAUUGACAUUUUAAUAAUAUGCCGAUCCUGGAUAAAAGAAAGGGAGAUGAUAUUUUGGCGUUGGUCCCCGCAUCAAAACGUACCAAGAAUGAAGUCGUUUUUAGUAGCAGAGAAAAGGCUGUCGUGCAAAGCGGUCCACCGCGAACGUCCUCCUUGAUGUCGAUGAUAAUGUUGCUCGAGGGACACCAAGGAGACAUCUUUUCUCUGGAAUUUCAUCCGGAAGGACAAUAUCUGGCAUCCACGGGAUUCGAUCGACAAAUCUUCAUCUGGAAUGUUUACGGAGAAUGUGAGAAUAUCGGCAUUAUGACUGGACACAGCGGAGCAGUGAUGGAAUUACACUUCAGUCCAGACGGCAAUCAUUUGUACACAGCUAGCACGGACAUGACGUUGGGUUUGUGGGAUAUAGUGGCUGGAUCAAGAAUCAAAAAGUUGAAGGGCCAUACUUCGUUUGUAAAUUCCGUGUCAGGCGCGCGAAGGGGACCUACAUUACUCUGCUCGGGCAGUGACGACAGCACGAUACGUAUCUGGGAUCCCAGAAAACGCGGUCAAUGCCACACAUUGAACAACACAUAUCAGGUUACAGCGGUAACAUUCAACGAUACGGCGGAACAAGUAAUCAGUGGCGGUAUCGAUAAUGAUGUAAAAGUAUGGGAUCUUCGAAAGAAUGCAGUGCUUUACAAAUUGAAGGGGCACACCGACACAAUUACCGGAUUGAGUCUUAGUCCUGAUGGAUCGUAUAUACUUUCCAAUGCUAUGGAUAAUACAUUAAAAAUAUGGGACGUACGACCAUUCGCACCCUAUGAACGCUGCGUAAAAAUAUUGUCCGGCCAUCAACAUAACUUUGAAAAAAACCUUCUGAGAUGCGCCUGGUCACCAGACGGUAGCAAAGUCUCGGCUGGAUCGUCAGACCGAUUUCAUUAUAUUUGGGAUACUACGAGUCGUAGAAUAUUGUACAAAUUGCCGGGACACAACGGAUCUGUGAAUGACAUUGAUUUCCAUCCAAAAGAACCUAUAGUGUGCUCGGGAUCUAGUGACAAGCAAAUCUAUUUGGGCGAGAUUGAGACUUAAUAAUAUUAGAAUUUAAAUUUAAUAAUAUUAGUUUUUAAACUAGUUUGUAUACUAAAUUGCAAUUCUUUUCUCGCUCACAGAUUGAUUUUUUUUUUUCAUAUGUCUUAUUUAAUCUAAAAUGAAAAGAAUUUGCUUUAAUAUAAAUAUAUAAAUGAAUAUGUACUGUACACGCGAUCGCAUUCAUACCUGAAGCGGUGAUGCCAAAUGAACAAUUUCACAUGUGUAUAUGUACAGUACAUAAAGGUCAUAAUAAGCGAUGUACAUACAUACAUGUCUGACCAAUAUGGUAUAAAGUCCAUCAUGAAUUUGGAAAGGAAUAGAAAAUGUAAAUCAUUGGAUUAUAUAAUUGACAGGUAACACUAACAAAAUUUAUUAAUAUUUUGCAGCUAGUUUAUUAUAUAAACAUUUGUUGUAAAGAUAAGACAAAAUGCAGAAAAUCUUAUUAAUGUUUUUUAACACAAAUAUAAAGAAUAUAUAGUUUUAACUUGUAUAAUAAAUAAAAGUAAAAUAAAUAUU
Cataglyphis hispanica is the source of this 1694-nucleotide messenger RNA. RefSeq names its product U5 small nuclear ribonucleoprotein 40 kDa protein. The coding region runs from base 129 to 1178 and encodes 349 amino acids. Gene Ontology annotation, molecular function: protein binding; RNA binding. Gene Ontology annotation, cellular component: catalytic step 2 spliceosome. The transcript has 6 exons. The record is from RefSeq and is a predicted model, not a curated record. NCBI's taxonomy places the organism in Eukaryota, Metazoa, Arthropoda, Insecta, Hymenoptera, Formicidae.